This is a messenger RNA of Iphiclides podalirius (scarce swallowtail), 387 nucleotides long. NCBI's taxonomy places the organism in Eukaryota, Metazoa, Arthropoda, Insecta, Lepidoptera, Papilionidae. The record is from the annotation of a GenBank genome assembly.
AUGCUCACCUCUGCCGUGACGGAGAACUGGAGUCCCGGGUGCGGAGACGAAGGCGAGCAUUCGCGUCCCCUCACGCGAGAACGGGCGAGCCGCAUUCCACGACUGGGUCGACGGCACUGCCCCGCGCGCUCCGCUUCCCUCGGCCUCCAGUCGUUUGCGCGCGUCUGUUUUAAAUUAACCAUUGUGUUACGCGAGGAACAGGCAACCACGGCGGGCGCCGAGCUCAGCUCGGGAGAUGCGUGGGGCUCGCGCGGGCGUUGCGGUGGCGUGAUGCGGGCGCGCGGGUGGCGCGCCUGGCCGGCGGUGGUGUGCGCGCUGCUACUCGCCUGCGCCCGCUCACACGCCGUGGAGCAACUGGCGCCGGGAGGUAUGUCUCGUGCAAAGUCG